Molecule: messenger RNA, 985 nt
Organism: Daucus carota subsp. sativus
Lineage: Eukaryota; Viridiplantae; Streptophyta; Magnoliopsida; Apiales; Apiaceae
Exons: 4
Coding region: 126-770 (214 amino acids)
Source: RefSeq, a predicted model, not a curated record
UUUAUAUGCACAUACAUUGCUCUCAUCAACAUUUCUUAGUUCUCGUAGCAUUUUUAGUUCGAAAAUAUUAAUAUUUCUCCGUGUACUGCACAGCUUAUCACCACACUGAAACUUGCUGCCAAGAUAUGUCUGCGGCACAAUCUAUCGUCCACAAGUUUUCGAUCAAGAAAUAUUCCCCCGAGCCUGGUUUCCAGACUUUCUUAUUUAAUCCGAUCUCGGAGACAUGGAUACGAAGAAACGGCGAUAAAUCUUCGUGCAUAACAAAUCGGAACAUCCGGUACUCAGUAUGGCAACAUGAUGUAAAACUUAAAAGGAAUUUUGUCGUCUGCUCAAAUGGUGUUCCACCGGAAUCUUCUGCGUCUUCCGGUGGUCUUCCCGGAGGAAUUCCAGGCUCUUGGAAGAGUUGGCUGCUGGGAAUUGUGGUUACUGUUAUCAUACCCUUGAUGACUAACAAGUGGGGAGCAAUAUUAACAUGGACAAAAAAAAUCGAAUCCGCGGUGCAGACGGUGGAGGACAUGGUGGAAGCGGUGGAAGAGAUCGCAGAGAAGGUGGACAAAUUUACCGAAAACAUAGCGGAUGACUUGCCGGAGGGGAAACUCAAGGAAACGCUUGAAAAGAUUGAAAAUGUAGCAGAAAGAGUAGCCCAGGACGCGGAUCGCCUUGACGAUAUGAUCGAUAAGGUUCAGGAAGCGGAAGAUAAGUUGGAAGCUUAUAUUGAGGAAGAACAGAACAAAUCGGCAGCUAAAAAAGAGCAAGAAAAGAAAUCUUGAGUCAAAUAGAUAAAUAUUGAGCGGUGAAUUUAAAAUCAAAUUAUGAUUCAUUUGUGAGUCGAUUAAAUUAAUUGGUCGUGUUUAAUUUGGGACUAAUUGCUGUCUUUUAUGAGGCGAAAGUGUACCGGCAAAGCGACUUCGAAGAGAUUAAGGAAUAAUUUCCCUGUUGUAAUUCGCUAUAUUUUUUUCGUUAACAAAUCAAUUUUUCAUAUUAA